AUGACGUCUUUAGCUCGAUACCUCCGCCCACUUGUGAUACAACGAGGACCGCUUGUGAAAUCUGGUCUGGUGAUCGGGACCACACUCGCUUCCUCAUCUUCGACCUCAGCUUACCGGAGGACAGGUGAGAUAGGUAGGAGAAAUUACAAUUCGACACCUGUUGUAGCAGCGACUGUACAGGAUGGACCUGCUCUGACACAGACCAACCGAGCCGAAGUAACCCUUAGGAGAUUUUGGAAGACUGUUCAUAUCAAACAAGAUGAAUCUGGACAAUUCCAAAUAACGUUGGAUCAAAGAGCACUGAAGACUCCUGGAGGAGCGAAACUAUCUAUACCAACCCAACGGAGAUUAUUGGCUUUGUUGAUAGCGAACGAAUGGGAAAAUCAAGAUGAAGUGUUGAAACAGCAUGCUUUGCCAGUUACUUCGUUGGCUUCGAGAGCAAUUGAUGGAUUAGGUGAAGGCGCUAUAAGGUCAGGUGUCAUUGAUCAAAUGAUGAAAUACCUAGACACAGAUACUAUCUUAUAUCACAGCGAUACUCCUCCAACUCUCGUUAAAAUGCAAAAACAACAUUGGGAUCCAUUGUUUUCAUGGUUGCUUGAAGAGUAUAAUGUGACUUUGAAUCCAGCAGAAGGGUUCAGUUCACCCAAACAGAGUGAAGAAGUAAAAUCAAAGUUGAAAAACGUACUGGAGGAAAUGGAUGGAUGGGAAUUAGCAGCUUUCGAAAGAGCUGCUUAUGCUUCCAAAUCAUUCGUUAUCGCGUUGGCACUGUGUAAGGGUAAACUUUCGGCCAACGAAGCUGCAGAUGCAAGUCAUGUGGAAGUGAGAAGUCAAAUCGAAAAAUGGGGUGAAGUGGAGGAUACACACGAUGUGGACUAUCAAGAUAUCCGAAGGGCAUUAGGAAGUGUUGCUUGUACAUUGAUCAAGGCAUAA
This is a messenger RNA of Kwoniella shivajii, 930 nucleotides long. RefSeq lists its product as uncharacterized. The record is from RefSeq and is a predicted model, not a curated record. The transcript is spliced from 5 exons. Lineage: Eukaryota; Fungi; Basidiomycota; Tremellomycetes; Tremellales; Cryptococcaceae. Gene Ontology annotation, biological process: mitochondrial proton-transporting ATP synthase complex assembly. Gene Ontology annotation, cellular component: mitochondrion. The coding region runs from base 1 to 930 and encodes 309 amino acids.